This is a messenger RNA of Solanum verrucosum, 2087 nucleotides long. RefSeq names its product cleavage and polyadenylation specificity factor subunit 3-II. Lineage: Eukaryota; Viridiplantae; Streptophyta; Magnoliopsida; Solanales; Solanaceae. The record is from RefSeq and is a predicted model, not a curated record. Gene Ontology annotation, biological process: snRNA processing. Gene Ontology annotation, cellular component: nucleus. Bases 99 to 2087 code for a protein of 662 amino acids. The transcript has 13 exons.
UUUUUCUUGAAGGCAGCUUUUACUAAGCAAAAAGUGAAAGGAAAGAACCGCGAAAGUUGAAUUCUACGAAUUCAUAAGAGAAAAUUGAAAAAAAGAAGAUGACGAUCGAUUGUUUAGUGUUGGGUGCAGGACAAGAUGUAGGAAAAAGCUGUGUAGUGGUAACUAUAAAUGGCAAGAGGAUAAUGUUUGACUGUGGAAUGCAUAUGGGACACGACGAUCAUCGGAGAUACCCAGAUUUCUCUCUUAUAUCUGAGUCUGGUGACUUUGACAAUGCUCUUUCAUGCAUCAUCAUCACACAUUUCCACCUAGACCAUAUUGGAGCUCUUCCAUAUUUUACUGAAGUUUGUGGGUACAAUGGCCCCAUAUACAUGACGUAUCCAACAAAAGCUUUAGCUCCAUUGAUGCUGGAAGAUUAUCGCAGAGUGUUGGUUGAUAGAAGGGGAGAGAAAGAGCAAUUUAGUUCUGAGAAUAUCACAGAUUGCAUGAAAAAAGUUACUGCAGUGGAUUUGAAGCAGACUGUGCUGGUUGAUCGAGACCUUCAAAUUCGAGCAUACUACGCUGGACAUGUUCUUGGUGCUGCAAUGUUUUAUGCUAAAGUGGGCGAUGCUGCUAUGGUAUAUACUGGAGAUUAUAAUAUGACGGCUGAUAGACAUCUUGGAGCUGCUCAAAUUGACCGGCUGCAGCUGGACCUUGUCAUAACAGAGUCAACUUAUGCAACCACCAUCCGCGAUUCCAAAUAUGUUCGGGAGAGGGAGUUUCUCGAAGCAAUUCACAAAUGUGUUGAUAGCGGAGGAAAGGUGCUCAUCCCUGCAUUUGCUCUUGGAAGAGCUCAGGAACUCUGUAUGUUAUUGGAUGACUAUUGGGAGCGGAUGAAUCUUAAAGUUCCUAUUUAUUUUUCCGCAGGUUUGACUAUACAAGCUAAUAUGUACUAUAAAGUUCUCAUAAACUGGGCCAGCCAAAAGGUGAAAAAUCUUUCCGCAACACGCAAUGCAUUUGACUUCAAAAAUGUCCACAAUUUUGAACGUUCCAUGAUAAAUGCUCCUGGACCUUGUGUUUUAUUUGCUACUCCCGGCAUGCUAAGUGGUGGAUUUUCACUUGAAGUUUUCAAGCAAUGGGCUCCGUACGAACAAAACCUGAUAGCUCUACCAGGAUAUUGUUUGGCUGAGACAGUAGGACACAAGUUGAUGAGAGCUAAACCUCCUGCCAGAAUCGAUGUUGAUAAAAGCACCCAGAUUGAUGUGCGCUGCCAGAUUCAUCAGCUGUCUUUUAGUCCACAUACUGAUUCCAAGGGAAUCAUGGAUCUGAUCAGAUUUCUGUCACCCAAAAAUGUAAUACUUGUACAUGGGGAAAAGCCCAAGAUGGCAUCGCUCAAAGAGAGAAUUGAAUCAGAUCUUAGGAUCCCGUGCUAUUAUCCUGCAAAUAAUGAGUCUCAGCGCAUUGAAUCAACUCAAUAUAUUAAAGCUGAGGCAUCCAAAUCAUUUCUCCAAAGUUCUUUGAGCCCAAAUUUCAAGUUUCUAAAAACAAUUUCAAGAGCAGACACUGGUUUCAUUCUUAAUGAGAGAGCUGAGUCUUGUGUACAAGUAUGUGAUGACAGAGUAGCUGAAGGGGCAGUCAUCAUGCAGAAAGACCAGCACCCAAAAAUUGUACACCAGAAUGAGUUAAUGGAUAUCUUAGAAGCAGAAAAUCAUAAAGUUCAGGUUGCUUACUGUUGUCCAGUGUGCGUCCCUAAUGAACCUAAAAAUGUACCUUUGUCACCAGGAGAAGAUAUGCAUCCUGUGCUUGAUAAACGCUCCUUGCUGCAUUUAUUAUACACAAAACUCUCAAAUGAUUUUCAAGAUGUAACAAUUCAGAAUGAUGGGGACUGUCUCCAGAUAGGGUCGUUGACUGUCUCUCCCUGUCCGAAGGAGAAGUGUCCUCAUAGAAGACAUGUUAAUCCAGUUAGUACAUCUGAAGCAGUAAACUUUUGCUGCACGUGGUCAACGGAAGAUGAGAAACUUGCUUGGAGGGUCAUCUCAAUCAUGAAGAAUUUGGAGUUGAAGACAAGUGCUCAUUUAGAAUUGAAAAAAUGUUCUGAUGAGGGUUCUUAG